AUGCAAGGUAGUUAUAAAAACAACGGUUUACCAAGGCCAUAUUAUAUGAAACCGUCCCUGAAAUUUUCACCUUACAAUCAGAGAGCAAGAUCAUUUUUCACUUCUCCAAGUCGAAAAGUGGUUGGAUAUACGAUCCUAUUAAUAUUAUUUGGCACUUGUAUGUAUUGGAUAUCGCAAGAUUUGAAGGAGUCGAUGGAACAACCAUCUUAUGAAAUUAUUCAGCCGGACCUUGAAUAUAACAAGAACCUAGAUGACAUAGUUGGAAUCGGAAAUGCAGACAAGGAAUCAGAAAACAUUGGAUUGGCCGGAAAUCUUGCCCAGGGAUCAAAGGGUGAUAUUGGUGUAGGAGUUGCGGAAGCUCCGAAAGGAGGCAUGGCUAAUGAAGCACCAGUGGUUGGCAAUGAGAAUCCUGAUGGUGUCAAGAAGCCAAAACAAGGUCUCAACGUAGAGGAUAAAUUAUGA
Molecule: messenger RNA, 462 nt
Organism: Debaryomyces hansenii CBS767
Lineage: Eukaryota; Fungi; Ascomycota; Pichiomycetes; Serinales; Debaryomycetaceae
Exons: 1
Coding region: 1-462 (153 amino acids)
Source: RefSeq, a predicted model, not a curated record